CUGGGGCGCAGACUACUUCCCACGCCCUAUCGCAAGCCGUCCACCGGCCACGAUCAGCACCCGUCGAGGGAUGUGAAGUGGCGAUCGUCCGAUCUGUAUGGCCAAGUCUUCUUUCAUAUGGCGGUGGAUGUCGGCCGGAGAUUUGGCUUCGAUUCUUCCUUCUGCUUCAUAUGGCCAAGUCUUCUGCCUCUAAAUGUUGUCGGCGGCUACCCACGCCUUCAAUCGAGCCGUCGAGCCACGGUCCCCGCCAACAACGGACAGUCUAUCUCGGUCGUCGCUGUCGAUUUUGGAUUGAGUUGUGUGGAUGAAAAGAGUUUGAGAAAAAAUGGGAAACAAAUUAGGGUUUUGGUCUCUCUGUGCGAAGGAAGAAUGAUAAGAAAGGAAAAGAAAGAAGAGGGGGUUAGACCCAAAAAUCUCAGAAAAUCCGAGCCAAAACCUACUCGAUCUCAGCCCCUUGUAUCGCCUUCGAGUUCUUUCCGGCGAGUCCCUUCACCCCCUUCGCUAUCCGCCCAGCACAACCUUCACCGGCGGUUCACCACAGCUGUACCAUCAAGUUCCGCCGUCGCUAGUAGCAGCCGGAGGCCCGUAGAUCCCGUCAGUUCACGUCGACAGUCCGUACGAAGAGAAGAAGUAGCAAUAGAUUCUCGUCGGCCUUCGUUCAACGGCGCACAGCAGUCCUUCUCGCCGCGAGCUCGUACGUCACCGAACCGAGACCAUCGCAGCAUAGUCGAGCUGCGUGUGCCCGAGUUUUGUCCGAACCUCCUUCGACCUUUAUUUGUAGUCUUCCGAAGGAGGUAUGUGAGUCGGGAAUCCCUUCCUUAG
Molecule: messenger RNA, 822 nt
Organism: Striga asiatica
Lineage: Eukaryota; Viridiplantae; Streptophyta; Magnoliopsida; Lamiales; Orobanchaceae
Source: the annotation of a GenBank genome assembly